This is a messenger RNA of Hylaeus anthracinus, 877 nucleotides long. RefSeq names its product NKAP family protein CG6066. The transcript is spliced from 4 exons. Bases 45 to 782 code for a protein of 245 amino acids. The record is from RefSeq and is a predicted model, not a curated record. Gene Ontology annotation, cellular component: nucleus. Gene Ontology annotation, biological process: regulation of gene expression. Lineage: Eukaryota; Metazoa; Arthropoda; Insecta; Hymenoptera; Colletidae. Gene Ontology annotation, molecular function: chromatin binding.
AAAUUUGACGUAAAUGUACAUGUAAACAGGAGGAAGAAGUUGCAAUGGACGCACGAAGAAGAGAUAGGGAACAAAUUGGGUUAUGUGGUGUUGACAGAAUUUGGGGCAAAUCGCCAACACGGAUCGAAGAUUCUGAUGAAGAUGAGGAGCUUCACAAAUACAAGGACAGCAUCAUACUAAAAGAUAGAAAAAGGAAACACGAAAUGAAGAAGAAGAAAAGUAAAAAGAUGAAGAAAGAGAAAAAAUCCAAGAAGGAGAAAAAGAAAAAGCGUAAGAAGAAGAAGAAAAAAUCAGACAGUAGUUCUGAUAGUGAUUCCGAAGAAUUAGAAUGGGUAGAAAAGAAUGGAUCUAACGAUAAAGUAAAAGAUAAGAAAGGAUCUAGUUCAGAUGACAGUGGUGAUGAAAGUAUACUAGGACCAGUUCAGAAACCACAUGUCACAUUAUCAGCUAAAGACUUUGGUAAAGCACUUUUGCCAGGAGAAGGUGCUGCUAUGGCUGCAUAUGUAGCAGAAGGUAAACGUAUACCUAGAAGGGGUGAAAUUGGUUUGACAUCCGAAGAAAUUGCUUCGUAUGAAUCUGUUGGCUAUGUUAUGAGUGGUAGCAGACAUCGACGAAUGGAAGCCGUCCGUAUUCGUAAGGAGAAUCAAAUUUAUUCCGCCGACGAGAAACGAGCAUUGGCUAUGUUUAGUAAAGAAGAACGGCAGAAACGAGAGAAUCUUAUUCUGGGGCAGUUCAGAGAAAUGGUUAAUCAGAAGUUAGCUCAGGAACAAAAGAAUAAAUGACGUAAUUGUUUUAUACGAAAUGAUAAGCUACCAUUUUCAUCAAAUAUGAUAUUGUACAUAAAGAUUUCGAUUAAAAUCACGAGCGAUUAAUUUCA